Messenger RNA from Sinocyclocheilus rhinocerous, 1825 nucleotides. RefSeq names its product WD repeat-containing protein 18-like. The coding region runs from base 17 to 1558 and encodes 513 amino acids. Gene Ontology annotation, cellular component: rixosome complex; nuclear pre-replicative complex. The transcript has 11 exons. Gene Ontology annotation, biological process: glycolytic process; DNA-templated DNA replication; rRNA processing. The record is from RefSeq and is a predicted model, not a curated record. Gene Ontology annotation, molecular function: magnesium ion binding; protein binding; potassium ion binding. Lineage: Eukaryota; Metazoa; Chordata; Actinopteri; Cypriniformes; Cyprinidae.
GCUUUGUGAAUCCAACAUGUCAGCGCCCGUGGAGGUAGUUCUGUGUGCAGAUUCAGCGGGUCAGCUGUUUAACUGUGCGGUUUUCGACCCUCAUUCCGGGUCAGAGUUCUUGUCCUAUCGCGGGGGCAACACCUCUUCCCGGUCUUUAACAGUCCUGAACGGAGAAUACAUAUUAGGAGCUCAACUCGGCAAGAACUUCAUCAACGUGUGGGAGAUCCAAAGAAAGGACCAGCUGCAGCAGAAGAUUGUGUGUCCUGGGAUCGUUACGUGUCUCUGUGCGUCCCCUGAUGGUCUCUGUGUACUGGCAGGCAUUGCUGAAGCUAUAUACCUGUGGGAGGUGAGUGAGGAGACGGGCUCGGACUAUCUGGUGUGUGAAAUUGAGAAUGGAGGAACUCUGGGUAGUAAGAAGGGUGUCAAUCUGCCGGGUGCUGCAGUCGACCUGCCCGCCGUGUCAGAGAAAGACGUCAAGGACCUGCUGUUCGGCGUGGAGAUGGGAGUCGACAUGAUCUUUGCCUCCUUCAUCCGCAAGGCAUCUGAUGUGCACGAGGUGCGUAAGGUGCUGGGAGAGAAGGGCAAGAACAUCAAGAUCAUCAGCAAGCUGGAGAACCACGAGGGUGUGCGCAGGUUUGAUGAGAUCAUGGAGGCCAGCGAUGGCAUCAUGGUUGCCCGUGGAGACCUGGGUAUUGAAAUCCCCACAGAAAAGGUGUUUCUGGCCCAGAAGAUGAUGAUUGGUCGCUGCAACAAAGCAGGAAAGCCGAUCAUCUGUGCCACACAGGAACGGACAUACAGCUCUUUCUUGUUGAUUUUGUACAACAACCUGAAAUCACUACAUAUCUGUCUACUGAAAGAAAGAGAUGGGGUCUGGGAAAUUUCAUCUGGGGAGAUGCUCCUGUCCGUUCUCUUCGAUGUCGGCAUCAUGUCAGUGACCUUUGACCCCUGCGAGUAUUUCCUGUUCUGCGGAGGUAGUGACGGCAAUAUUUUUCAGGUGUCUCUCUGCAGCACGAGUAUAAACCGGGAUAAAACCUUCCAGACGGACAGCGACGGCAAUCAGGUGUUUAAAGGACACAGAAAUCUGGUGACAUGUUUGUCUGUGUCUAUGGACGGGACCCUUCUGCUAUCUGGCUCCAACGACGAGACUGUCAGGAUGUGGGACGUUCAGAGCAAGCAGUGCAUAUGGUCCAUCAACCACAAGGGUCCUGUUACCAAUGCCGCUAUCAUCCCAGCACCUGCCAACAUGUUCCUUGCUGACAGUCAUCCAGCCAUCCCACUGCCACGGUUCAGUCGCCACCUGAACCCAUCCGAGCAGGGUGACGGCACGAGCUCUGGAGGCAUGUGUCUGAGACUGGGAGCCAACACACAGGAGCCGGAGGGGACAUAUUUGGAGAAGGCAGACGAGCUCUACUCUCUGAUGUGUGCUGUCACAGACAAGAGUGUGUUUGGUGAUGGGGAGAACACUAAGGUACGAGUGUCUGAACUGGAGGAGGAGGUGAAGACCCUGAAGAAGAUCAAUAAAGAUCUGUAUGAGUUCUCCACUCAACUCCUGACCAAACCCAACUAGAAGAGCUUUCAGAAGUCCUCCGUCGGAACAGUCGGAUCAGUACGAGAACAACAGGAGAGAGAAAUGCAUAAAAUGGACUGAAAAGUACCAACUAUUCUAGUUUUGUGUCUUAAGGGCAGGUUUUUUUUUAACAUCCAUGUCAACACAAGCUCAAGGACCGGAGGUAUAUUUGUAGUAUGUGCUGCCAUUUACUUUUUUUUUUUUUUAUUAGUACUGUUAUUGUAGUCCUAAACUUUAAGUAUUUGCUGUUUAUGUUACAAAAAUUUU